Messenger RNA from Opisthorchis viverrini, 668 nucleotides. RefSeq lists its product as hypothetical. Lineage: Eukaryota; Metazoa; Platyhelminthes; Trematoda; Opisthorchiida; Opisthorchiidae. Gene Ontology annotation, cellular component: epsilon DNA polymerase complex; CHRAC. Gene Ontology annotation, molecular function: protein heterodimerization activity; chromatin DNA binding. Gene Ontology annotation, biological process: heterochromatin formation; leading strand elongation; DNA damage response. The record is from RefSeq and is a predicted model, not a curated record. The transcript is spliced from 3 exons. Bases 1 to 543 code for a protein of 180 amino acids.
AUGUUACAUUUCUACAUUUCAGAGCACUAUUCGAUGUCAGGGAAGGUAGAUGAUCUCUAUCUGCCCAAUGCAGUUAUCUUACGGAUUAUCCGUGACUCCUUGCCUGAUCGCACAGUGGUCAGUCGUGAGGCGCGGUCUGCCAUUAGCAAAGCGGCCAGUUCUUUCAUCCUCUAUGUGACCUCCUUGGCUAGCACGCACUGCGAAGCUGCCAAACGGAAGACGCUGGCAGUUGGAGACAUUCUUGCUGCAUUGAAGGACAUGCAAUUCGAACACUACAUUGUAGAGCUCCAGACGUUUCUGGAACAAUACCGAGCACGUGCUUCGCAAAAGAAAGCUGCAAAAAGACCUCCCGCAUCUUCAGAUGAACCAGCGCUCGUCUCCGAGACUGCAUCCGUUGAACAGACAGAACUUCUCGAGGAAGAUGGACAGGAUACCGGUACGAUAGAUAUUGUGGAUGACACUGAGGACCUUGAACCUGUACAGCCGUUUGCGACUUCACAAACCCCGUCCACCUCACACCAGACUGUUGAGACAGAUUUCUAGUGUUUUCUGAACUGUCGGAUGACACACUAUUUGCCUUGUUCGGUGUCCCAUUCUUCCACAUAGCAUUUCUAUUCGUUUUUUUACGGGAUUCAUAGUGUUUUGCCUUUUAUAUUAUUUGUAUGGUC